UCAUAUAUUCAGAGAGAACGGAAUAAAGAAAAAAGAAAAACCCAUUAACAGCGUUGAAGAAGAAGAAGAAGCCAUGGCAAUGGCAAGUUUAGCAAGAAAGAAGGCCUUAUAUUUCAGUAGCAAUCUCUGCAAAUCUUCAUCAUCAUCAUUUAAAUAUUCGUUUUCAGUUUCAAGAGGUUUUGCUUCUGGAUCGGCUAGUGAUGAGAAUGAUGUUGUUAUCAUUGGCGGUGGUCCUGGUGGUUAUGUAGCAGCGAUAAAAGCUGCUCAAUUAGGUCUUAAGACCACUUGUAUUGAAAAACGUGGUGCUCUUGGUGGUACUUGUCUUAAUGUUGGUUGUAUCCCUUCUAAGGCCCUUUUACACUCCUCCCACAUGUACCAUGAAGCCAAGCAUGCAUUUGCUAAUCAUGGUGUUAAGGUUUCAAAUGUGGAAGUUGAUUUGCCCGCAAUGCUUGGUCAGAAAGAUAAAGCGGUUUCCAAUCUCACUCGAGGUAUUGAAGGCCUCUUCAAGAAAAACAAGGUAACAUAUGUCAAGGGUUAUGGUAAGCUUAUCUCUCCAUCUGAGGUCUCUGUCGAAACCAUUGAAGGGGAAAACACUGUUGUCAAAGGUAAAAACAUUAUAAUUGCAACAGGGUCAGAUGUGAAACCUCUUCCAGGUAUAACUAUUGAUGAAAAGAAGAUUGUUUCAUCAACCGGAGCUCUAUCUUUAUCAGAAAUCCCCAAGAAACUUGUUGUCAUUGGAGCAGGUUAUAUUGGUCUAGAGUUAGGUUCCGUCUGGGGCAGGCUUGGAUCAGAGGUGACUGUUGUUGAGUUUGCUUCUGACAUUGUCCCCUCCAUGGAUGGUGAGAUUCGCAAGCAAUUUCAGCGUUCCCUUGAAAAACAGAAGAUGAAGUUCAUGCUCAAGACUAAAGUGGUAGGAGUAGACACAUCAGGUGAAGGCGUUAAAUUGACAUUAGAACCAUCAGCUGGUGGAGAUCAGACCACACUCGAAGCGGAUGUUGUCCUUGUCUCUGCCGGUAGAGCUCCGUUUACAGCUGGUCUAGGACUAGACGAGAUUGGUGUGGAGAUGGAUAAAAUGGGUCGUAUCCCUGUUAAUGAGCGAUUUGGAACUAAUGUACCUGGUGUCUUCGCCAUUGGAGAUGUCAUUCCUGGACCCAUGUUAGCACAUAAAGCAGAAGAAGACGGAGUUGCAUGUGUGGAAUACAUAGCAGGAAAGGUAGGCCAUGUGGAUUACGACCUGGUGCCUGGGGUUUGUUACACACAUCCCGAGGUGGCUUCAAUUGGAAAGACAGAAGAACAAGUGAAGACUAUGGGAGUGGAGUACCGCGUCGGUAAAUUCCCUUUCAUGGCAAACAGCAGAGCCAAGGCAAUUGACAAUGCAGAAGGUUUGGUAAAGAUCAUUGCAGAAAAGGAGUCGGAUAAGAUUCUUGGAGUUCACAUCAUGUCACCGAAUGCCGGAGAGCUUAUCCAUGAAGCUGUAUUGGCUUUACAGUAUGGUGCUUCAAGUGAGGAUAUUGCUCGUACCUGCCAUGCUCAUCCAACUAUGAGCGAGGCCUUGAAAGAAGCUGCCAUGGCUACUUAUGACAAGGCCAUCCACAUCUAAGGAGGCACUAUCUUUGGUUCCUUCUUCCUACUUUUUGUCUAGUUUUCUUCUGUCUAUUGGAAUGAUUUUGUUAAAAUUGUCGCUUGACGAUUUUUCAUAAGAAAUGUCUGGUUUUUAACAAACCAAAACAAAUUACCCAUGUUCAUUGUUUUAUGGGAUCAAAAUUUUAAAUUGAGUUUGCACUUUUAAGAAUGUUCA
Molecule: messenger RNA, 1798 nt
Organism: Papaver somniferum (opium poppy)
Lineage: Eukaryota; Viridiplantae; Streptophyta; Magnoliopsida; Ranunculales; Papaveraceae
Product: dihydrolipoyl dehydrogenase, mitochondrial-like
Exons: 2
Coding region: 74-1600 (508 amino acids)
Cellular component (GO): mitochondrion; oxoglutarate dehydrogenase complex
Molecular function (GO): dihydrolipoyl dehydrogenase (NADH) activity; flavin adenine dinucleotide binding
Source: RefSeq, a predicted model, not a curated record